AACCAAUUAGACGUUCGAUAUGCAUUGAAUUGAUUGGCUAGUUGGGUUAGAGCGAAAGCAUUUGUUAUUGUAGCACUUCAAGAUGGUCUCUUCUAUGACUAACAAGCAUCAAGAGCGUGUUACACACAUUUACCUUGGUGUACAAACUCGACGACCUCUUACAGACUACGAAAAUCAAAGCCGACGUAGACUUACACCGCGAACCUGUUUGUAGUUAAUCUCAGGAAGUUUAGUGACUUCCAUCAAUGUACAAGCAAGUUGGGAGCUUGUUCAUCUUACAAUGUUAGACGUUGAUAUUUUAUGGAGGUCAGUCGGUAAUAUGAAUGCGACGUCUGUUAACAACUUUCAUACCUUGACGUACGAUCUAGAAGGAACAGAAGUUGAAGAAACUAUUAUUGGUGGGAGUUCCACAGGAGAAUUGCAAAAUACUUUGGGCAAUAAUCUUAAUCUUCGUUUGGCGAAAAAAAAUCACGAUGAUAAUGAAAAAAGGCAACCAAACUAUUGGCCAAGUUCAACAGAAGAGUCAAAACAAAAUGUUACAACUGAGCUUGUGAAUAAAUCUAAUGAGGGACAAUGGAAUUUAAUUAAAGUUCGUGUAGGUUUUGAUGUUACACGUAAAGGUGAAAGAAGUCUAGUUAUCGAUGGAUAUAAAUUUACAAAAUCAAGAGAUGGAAUGGGUGAUCGUGUAUUUUGGCGAUGUUCUCGUCGUGAAUGCAAAGCUACAGCAGUUACUGUUUCAAAUAAAGUAGAGCAUAUAAGAUCGAUUCAUUCUCAUUUACCACCAGUAGCUGCAGAAUUUUUUUCUGAUGAUUCUUCUCGUUGUGAACAAGAAGUACGAUUUAACAAUUUAGUAUAUACUCAACGUUCUCGUAUACGUAGACGUAGCCAACCGAAUCCUUCUAUGAAACUAUCAAAACAAUCGGUAACGAAACCCUGUUUUCUUGAAAAAAUAAAAGAAUUAGCCAGCCCAACUUCAUAUUCUGUAACAUCAAAUGCAGUUUCACAUAAAAUCUAUUCUUCAAACCUAAGAAGUAUGGAUCUUCCAAAUGAUUUGUGCAUUGAUUCAAAUGAAUAUGCAUCUCCUAUAAAGAGAAGACAUUGUUCUGAUCAAGACCUAUCUGAUUACUCAACUUUACAAACAAUGUCUGCCCUUUUAACCAAAUGGGUCGAUUCGAAACAAGUGAAUAUAGAAAACGACGAGGCAAAAAAACCUCUCUGUAAUACUUCAAAAUGUAUUUUACCUCCAAAGAAAUUGUCAAAUAAUAUCUUGACUAGUGAAGAAUGCCAGUUAUUCAAUAGUAAUUCAGCUUUAGAUGUAAAUAAUUCUUUGAAUUCAACUCACAGUGAUGUAUAUGAGGAUUCCUUGUCAAAAGUAUCAAAAUCAGAAAGUUUCAAAAAAUUAACUACCCCGGCCACUUCAUCGAACAAUAUUUAUAAUCAUAGUUCAGAAAAUGAUUUAAUAGGAAUAAAUAAAACUUCUCAGAUCAUCACACGGAACGGUACUACUACUGAUGAAGACGAUAGUAAUCAAGACUUUGUAAAUGAUAAUUCACUAAGAAAUUCCAUAAUUAAUAAUAUGUCGAAAACUCAGCAAUCUGAUAUAAGUUUACCUUCAAUAGACGUCAGUCCUCUUGAACACAACUGUCAACGUCAAAUUAUUCUCCUUAAUAACGAACAAUUGAGUGAAUUAUUAAAAAUAAUAAAUUACAGUCGAAUCAACAAUAUUCCAAUCCAAAGUGAAUCUAUGAGUUCACCUUCUUUACAAACAUCAAGUUUAGUCAAUGACAAUUCACUUAAUUCUAUUGGGUUGUUCACAGCAUCCGAUCCUAAUUUAACUGGAGGUUUAGCACAGUGCACUACUACUUAUUGCUGUUCACAUUAUCCAAGACUUAACAGUAGAGUUGUUAAUCGCGAUAAUGAUUGUUGUAUACCAUCAUCUCAUCAUAUUUCCUGUCCUAAAAACCUAAAUUCAAAUCCAACUGUAUAUUCUUCUUUCAACAAUUGUUCGAAUAAUUUAUUCAAUAAAAUGUCCAAAUCAUUGGCAGUCAGUGAGACCAAUAUUGACGGCUGUGACACUCAUGUAAAUGGUCACAAAUCAUCAUCUCCGAAUUUUCUAAUUCAUUGGAAAAAGGAGAAAAUACGUGAAUCUGUUGAAGAAGACGGAGUCAAUUCGUUGAAUGGAUUCUAUGAUAAUAAUGAUACAUUUUCACAUCAACUUUAUCAAGAUAAAGAUCAUAAUACAUUGGAAAUGGUAGAUAAUCAUCAAAUAUCGGUUAAUAAUACUCCUUUGACGAAUUGUUCAUCACAAUUAUUUUCUCAUGGUAUAAACAAUAAAUUUUCCAGUUACAAUACAUUUAGUUCAAAUUCAAGGACUACAAAUACUACUAAUACUUAUGAUAGCAGUAGCAAUAGUAGCGCACGUGAAUUAAUUCAAAGUCAAUCUGAAAUUACUAUUCAGUCAUCAGACGAUGACCAAUUUCUAUAUAAUCAAAUCCAAGAUGGUAUUCUCAUGAAAAUACUUAAUACAGUACAGCAGUUAACCGCUAAGCUUGAUGCAGAUGCUGAUCCACCUGAAGUAAUUCAAAAUUGUCGAGCUAUUCAAGCUUGUCUAGAUACAAUUACUGCUAUAAAAAGAGCCAAAUCAAAUCAGUUCUUUAUUGAUAAAUUAGAAGAAACACGUUCAACUAAUAAACUUGAAGAGUCAAAUGAUAAUUUACAACCCAGAGAAUUCACCUCCAAGAAUCAAGAAAAUCUCCAACUGUUUUCGCCUAAUUUCAUUCCAUCAUAAUCGUUGUUCUAUUUGUUACCGUUGCUGGUAUUCAGAAGUAUUAAUAAUUGUAAUACUAAUAAUAAACAGUAAUUUCUUUGCUAACCGGGUUAGUUUUAUUAUAGAAAAGAAAAAAGAUUCAGUUUCUUUUUUUACACAAAAGUAAAUAAUACUACACUUUUAAAGGAAUUAUGGUUAUUUUCGUAGUUAUUUUUCUGUGGAAGGUUUUUUUAUGCUUUAUUACUUUUAUGAUACUGUGCAUUACUUGGAUAUAUUAGCUAUUGUUUAUAUUAUUCCUAAUUCAUAUUCAAUCUUUGGGUUCUUCCAAUCAAAUAGUUUUUAUGUUAUAUUGUAUCAGUAAUUAAAAUAAAAAAAGAAGUUAGAUAUUAUCAUUAUUCAUUUUUAGCCGCAUUUCAUAUAAUUACAAGAUUUUAGUAUUUUACUCCUUAAGAGUGUAUGUCAAUACAUUGAACACUGAAUGGUAAUAAAUCAAUAAACAAUCCGUUCAUCUUUACUAGUUCCGAUAUUUUUGCUCUGUUAUUACGUAUUCUUGAUGUGUACAACAUAACUAUUAUACUAUUUUUACAGUUUUCUGGACCAUAAUAAUUUUCAUAUUUGUAUUUUAAUGAUGAAGAAUUUUUUUUCUUGAAAUCGUGUUACACACAAGUUACAUACUGACAAGUAAACCUUCAUACAU
Messenger RNA from Schistosoma spindalis, 3464 nucleotides. The record is from the annotation of a GenBank genome assembly. Lineage: Eukaryota; Metazoa; Platyhelminthes; Trematoda; Strigeidida; Schistosomatidae.